This is a messenger RNA of Malus domestica (apple), 837 nucleotides long. Lineage: Eukaryota; Viridiplantae; Streptophyta; Magnoliopsida; Rosales; Rosaceae. The record is from RefSeq and is a predicted model, not a curated record.
AUGAAGAAACUACAUCAAUUGUGGGAUGGCGAGAAGAAUUUGGAGAAGUCAUUCUUGAAGGAAAUAAGGGCACUAACAGAGAUAAGACCAUGGAACAUUGUGAAGCUUUAUGGUUUCUGUUCACACCAUCGACACUCGUUCUUGGUGUACAAGUUUGUUGAAAGAGAUAGCUUGGCUGCAAUUUUGAGCAAAGAUGAGGAAGCUAAAGAAAUGGGGUGGAGAAAAAGGGUGACUAUUGUUAACAGUGUAGCUCAUACCUUGGUAUACAUGCACCACGAUUGUGUGCCACCAAUUGUGCACUGGGACAUAUCAAGCAAGAACAUUUUGUUGGAUUCUGAAUAUGAGGCCUCUGUUUCAUACUUUAGCACUGCUAAGUUUUUGAAUCUGGACUCAACUACUUGGAAUGCCGUUGCAGGCACAUAUGGGUAUGUCACACCAGAACUUGCUUACACCAUGGAAGUGAACGAAAAAUGCGAUGUUUAUAGCUUUGGAGUGGUUGCUAUGGAAACAAUCAUGGGAAGGCAUCCUAGAUAUUUUUUCUCAUCUUUAUCAUCAAUGCCUUCUUCGUCCACAUUGUCAUCGACAUCUACAUUACCACCCCAUCAAAUGUCAAUUGUGGAUAUUUUGGACCAACGCAUUUUGCCUCCAACGCAUCAAGAAGCAAGGGAACUCUCUCUCGUGAAGAUUGCAUUUUCAUGCUUGAAUCCCAGUCCGAAUUCUCACCCUACAAUGAAAAAAGUUUCUCAACUCCUCUCAACUCAAAAGCUGCAUUUGUCAAAGACAUUAUGUAUGAUAACCUGCGAUGAAUUGCUUGCUCUUGAUCCUUUGACUACCUGA